AUUAGUUAUUAUAUUAAACGUGCUCAUUUUAGUAAUAUCAACUUAAUAUCCUCUUUGAAAAAUACCUUAUAUCACUAUUAAUAUUAAUAACUAAAAUUGCUAGCAAAAUAGAAUAACCUAUAAAUUAACACUAACGUGUAGUUUUAUUUGCAAGUUCAAGUUGCAACAAGUUAUCAAGUGUAACUUUCAUUGUUCCACCUAUUCUACCACAUGUUUUUGUGAUAAAAUCAACUGGUAACUUAAUUAUUUUUAACAGUUAAGGUCCAGUUGAUGUUGAUUUGUGCUGGUGCUCAAGUAAAUAUUUGAUUGAUUUUGUGCUUAUUUCGAUAAUGCUUGCUAUCAGAAGAAGGCGUAUGAAUAGAAUCAAACGUAAAAUGGAUAAAGCGACAAAAACGUUUCGCACAGUGGCCAGGGUGCCUUCCCUGGCUUCGGCGCAAGUUCUGAGGGAGCCGAGCACCGAUGAGGAAGUUGGACCAAUCAGAGACAACCUGCUGGUGUCGUCGUUGUGGAGUCAGAUCUGCCACGAGAGCAACAAGACUAUUUGGUACCGCAUGCAGCAUAUUGUCAAUCCGACAACUCGCCAAGUGUCCAGCCUUAUGCCACAGGAUUGCUCAUCUGAGCUUUCAUCGAAGUUCUCACCGACUGGAAAAUAUCGUGCUGUUCUAAAGGAUGUACCGCCCAGUGCCAACAGCCAAACCAAAAAGCAGUUCAUGGAAAUUUGGGGAAAAUCUAACAGAAUUUCAGCCACUGAUCUAGAGGCUCUUGAUGUUCAUGGAGAUGUCUACUUUGAUGUUGAGUUCAAAAGUUUCGACUGGUCGCCGAAAGAGGAUUCAAUUCUCUACAUAGCAGAAACAAAAAUACCGAAGUCCGAGCCGUUUUACAAACGCUCAGCACAGGACUCUGCGUCCAAAGCUUCAUCUGGAGAUAAGAAACCUAAAAAGGGUGAAGAGUACCUUUACAAGGAGGACUGGGGCGAACAAAUGGUUGGUAAGCAUCGGCCCGCGCUGGCAGUGUUCAACGUCCAAUCAGAGAACGGGCAGAUAGUGAGCAUGCUGGAAGGAAUUCCCGACAACUUCUCACCGGCCCAAGCGCUGUGGGCUCCCGAUGGCUCCAUUGUGGGCAUUGUGUGGGACCACGAGCCAAGGCGACUUGGACUGUACGCUUGUACCAACCGUUCUAGCUAUGUGUUUCAUCUUGCUGAGGGAACUUUCAAGUUAUUAACAAGUGAGGGUCUUUCCGUUCGCUCUCCCAGAUUCUCCCCCGAUGGCAAGUACCUGUUGUGGUUGGAGAGGAAGGUUGGAGGACCGCACAACGGCGCUCAGAGACUCAUCAAGUAUGAGUGGGCUACUGGCAAGUCCGGCGUUGUGUUGGAUAUUAUUGCUGAUAAGUUGGAUGGUGUAGAUCCGCUCAAAUUCCGAGGCAUUUUUUGUAGUGCCAUCCCAACUCGCUCUUGGUCCAAAGAUAAUAGAAGACUGUUGAUGAAUACCAUGGGCCCCACUACAAUCACUUCUUUCGUUAUAAAUAUUGAAAGUGGAAAAGUGACUGUAUUGAACUCUAGUACAGAUUACAGUCUCUCGGUUUUGGACGUUUAUGAUGAUUACGUUUUAUGCGCAAAGAGUAGUCCGAAACACCCAAAAACACUUGUUUUUGCAAAACUCCCUGAAGAAGGCAAUGAAAAGAAUAUCGAUUGGGUCUACCUGACUGAAUAUGAAGUACUUCCUGGAUUGGAAAAACUGGAAUAUGGAGUUCACUACACUCAGGCCUCUUAUGAUGGUGAUAAUGGAUUCAAAGAUCUAAAUGCAAUUUAUUUGAAGCCCGAUGUUAGCGAUGGUUCGACUCUUCCCGUGAUCAUCUGGCCGCAUGGAGGUCCACACGGAAAUUUUGUCAAUGCCUUCAAUAACGAUGCUGCUGUAUUCUCUCUACUAGGUUUUGGUGUGAUAAUGGUUAAUUACCGGGGCUCCACUGGUAUGGGAGAGGAUUGUGUCAACUAUUUGCUGGGAAAAAUUGGAGAUGCGGAUGUCAAGGAUUGCCAGCAGAUUGCUGAGGAGCUUUGCAGCAUGGAAACAUUGAAAUUCGACAGUAAAAGGAAGGUUUUGUUUGGUGGAUCGCAUGGUGGAUUUCUCUCGGCUCAUUUGAUUGGGCAAUAUCCGGAAUCUUUCAGAUGUGCCGUGCUGCUGAACCCCGUGACCGAUGUCAUGUCUAUGUCCUCGGUUACAGAUAUACCGGAUUGGGUUCCUACAAAGCCGCGUGUAUACGCAAUCCUGUUAUCGAUGUGGUAUCUAUGACAUCUAUAACUGAUAUACCUGAUU
Nilaparvata lugens (brown planthopper) is the source of this 2309-nucleotide messenger RNA. Its product is annotated as acylamino-acid-releasing enzyme. The coding region runs from base 330 to 2285 and encodes 651 amino acids. Gene Ontology annotation, molecular function: serine-type endopeptidase activity. Gene Ontology annotation, biological process: proteolysis. NCBI's taxonomy places the organism in Eukaryota, Metazoa, Arthropoda, Insecta, Hemiptera, Delphacidae. The record is from RefSeq and is a predicted model, not a curated record. The transcript has 12 exons.